AAUGUGGUGUUUUUUUAUCUCGAUGCGGUGGCCAUUGGCCUGCAGCAACGACAACAACAACUUAACAUCGUCUGGCCUUCUUUGCUGAAAACUGCACCGGGUGUUCAUCUUCGAUUCGGAAUCAAUACUUUUGCAAAACCAGUACCCAUAGAUACGUUCCAUCACCAACUACGAAACCCCGAUAGAACGGUACACCCAACACAUUUAAAUCCGCCCCUUCCUCAAUUGUCUUGUAUUCCCACUUUUUUUCCAUUCCAUUAAGUUAGCUCUACACAUCAGGAUUCAGCACCGUUUCAAUUUGUCUAGCAUAAUAUAAUGGGUCAAAUUCUUUCUCACCCAAAAACAGAAAAAUCUUCAGAAGAAGGUGGUGACCAGUUCGUCGCCUACGGCCUGUCUUGCAUGCAAGGCUGGCGUGUGUCCAUGGAAGACUCCCAUUCGAUCAUUUUGGAUAUCAAUACAUUACUAGAGAAGAACGCCAGUGAUAAACAGAAUGCAUUUUUUGGUGUCUACGAUGGUCAUGGUGGUGAAAAAGUUGCAAUCUUCACUGGUGAACGUUUACCAAAGAUUUUAGCCCAGAAUUCACUCUACCAGAGUGGUGACUACAUACAAGCGUUGAAAGACACCUUCUUGGCAACAGACGUUGCAAUUUUAAACGAUGAUGAGCUAUCGAAAGAUCCUUCUGGUUGUGCUGCAACAUCAACUUUGAUCACGCCUGACGCCAUCUUUUGUGCCAAUGCAGGUGAUUCCAGAUCUAUUCUGUCUAUUGACGGUUUGGUCAAGCCUUUGAGUUUUGACCACAAGCCAACUAAUGAAGGUGAGAAGAACAGAAUUGUUAAUGCCGGUGGUUUUGUGGACAUGGGUAGAGUCAAUGGUAACCUGGCAUUAUCAAGAGGUAUUGGUGACUUCGAAUUCAAAGAUUCCAAAAUCUUACCACCUGAAGAGCAAGCUGUUACUGCUUUACCAGAUGUCUUAGAACACAAACUAAACACUCUUUCUGAUGAAUUCAUAGUUUUGGCAUGUGAUGGUAUCUGGGACUGUUUAACCUCCCAACAAGUUGUGGAUUUUGUCAGAAGAUACGUCAAAGAAAACAAAACUUUGACCGAAAUAUGUGAGUUGAUGAUGAACACAUGUUUAGCACCAACUUCUGGAGGUUCAGGUAUUGGUUGUGAUAACAUGUCUGUAUGUAUAGUUGCAUUACUCCAUGAGAAGGAGAGUUUAGACCAAUGGUAUGCUAGAAUUUCAAACAAAAUUUCGGACGAAGAUUUGAAAAAGUUACCAACUGCGGACGAAUUGUCGAAUGAUUUGUACAAAGUUGACUUAGAAACAAAAUUGUCAGACACUAAGGAUGAGGAUUCGAUAAACGGCAAGAUUGGUGGAUUGAGAUCAACUACUAAAGAUGUUCAUGAUGACCACGACGAGGAUGAAGACGAUGACGAUGUUUUGAAAGGUGGUGCGCCAGCUUUCCUACAACAAUUACUGGCUGCAUCCUCUGCAUCCCGUAACAACAAUGUCAUUUAUUUGGACCCAUCUGCAACAUCGAUCUUACAAUCUUUAGGUGUGAUGGAAGAAGACGGUGAAGUCAAUUCGGAAAAUAAUGAUGCAGAUGACGACGCUAAAAUAAAGGAUAUUUCAGAGGAAACAACAGAGGAAAAUGGAGCCGAAGCAAAUUAGAGAUAACCAUUUAAAUUUUUGCCUAUUUUUUUUUCAUCUGAUCUUGUAAUUCAACGAGCGGCGUUGAUAAUGAAAUUGAUGUAUCUUUGUCCCCUUUUUUAUUUCCCCCCCACCUCUCUUCUCAGAUUAUUUCCAUCACGUUUUGCUUCUAUUCUAAUAUAUUCCUUCAAACAUUUGUGGAAGAAGAAUGAAAAUCAUACUCAAAAAUAAACUGAUUUCGUUUGGACCUUUUCUAAAUUCAGAGUGACAUGCAUCUUUGUUUUAAAUUUUUCCUUCUUUGUUGAUCUUUGCACAUAAUU
Molecule: messenger RNA, 1970 nt
Organism: Pichia membranifaciens NRRL Y-2026
Lineage: Eukaryota; Fungi; Ascomycota; Pichiomycetes; Pichiales; Pichiaceae
Exons: 1
Coding region: 316-1671 (451 amino acids)
Biological process (GO): protein dephosphorylation
Molecular function (GO): cation binding; protein serine/threonine phosphatase activity
Source: RefSeq, a predicted model, not a curated record